Molecule: messenger RNA, 828 nt
Organism: Heterobasidion irregulare TC 32-1
Lineage: Eukaryota; Fungi; Basidiomycota; Agaricomycetes; Russulales; Bondarzewiaceae
Exons: 2
Coding region: 1-828 (275 amino acids)
Cellular component (GO): mitochondrial small ribosomal subunit
Molecular function (GO): structural constituent of ribosome
Source: RefSeq, a predicted model, not a curated record
AUGGUUCGACGGAUAGCAUCUCAAGUCCACCAGCAGGCUUCACGUCUCCUUCGCGCAGACUACAUCAAGCAGCGCCCAGUGUGGCUCGCUGCCGUCCUCGAGCACCCACCACUCCCUCUCCCUCCCAAAGCACCUGCAGCACGAACUGCCUACGACACGCCUACGCCUAGGUCCACCACUCAAAAGGCUCCAGAGCCUCGUCCAAAGCCAAUCCACUAUUUGGAAGAUGAAGUCCGACGCCAGUUCUUUCGCGACCACCCCUUCGAGUCCUUCCGACCCAUAACCCUCACCGAGAGCGGCAAGGUCAAGCCUGAGCAUCCUAUCCAUGGUGCAGUGUGGACGCGCCUUCGCCAGCGAGGCCGGAACCCUUCGCCGGAAGACGCCGUCCGCUUCGCCGUGAAUCUUCACGAGUACCACGGCCUUCCCCUUACCGAAGCAUACUCUACGUCCAUUGCUCAAUUCCGCGCUCUUCGCUCUGAGCAUCACAUCGCUUCCGCGUUCGCCGCACAAGAGGCCGAAGCUUACGGCGCAACCUUUGGUCCGUCCGCAAUCGAGAACAGUUUCAUGCAGGAGGAGAAGGUGCUUGCCGAGCGGCGUAUCAAGAGCGAGCAAAUGGACGAGCGUGAGCUCACCGCACGCAAGCGUUGGCGUGCCGUAGUCAAUCGUGGUGGUUCGCCUGGAGAGUGGAGCCGAGGUCAGGAGUAUGUCAGACUUUGGAAGGAGGGCGUCAGGCCGGACUAUUCUCCUGCAUUGACGGAGCCCGUGUCGCCUAUAGAGCCUGUCAAGGCUGACUUCACGCCGAUCACGGAGUUUACACCCAAGCCAUGA